GAAUGGCGACGAGAUUUCCUGCGAUGUUCCAAGGAUUGGGACGUUCCACUUUUUGGUUACAACAUGUCAUCGACUCCCUCAUUGAUAUUAUGCGGAGAACUCGUACCCGUUGCCCACAUUGAAGGUCGCUUAGGACUGGUGGGAGAAUACUACGUCAAGUUACUAAGAAGGAGCUUGGGGUGUUCAAGAAACGAGCUGUGGAUGGAUUUCAGGAAAGGAAGAUUUUGUCGCGGACCAGUUGGGCCUCGAUGUCGUUAUUCGUAUGAUGACCCGAACACCAAGAACAUCACAGUUCCCUUGGACUUGGAAUUCCUUGAAGAAGAAGUCAUCAUCCGAUAUCUUCUUGGCAAGCAAGACGACCGCGAGCUUUUUUAUGUACUCAGCUAUACUGGUCGUUCCGAAUUACUCAAAGAUCGCCCGACAACCAAUUACUCCCCCCACGUCCUUUCGGAUUCCACAGGCUCAAUGAUUUCUUUUUGCCAGAAUCUUCUGUGGUGGAGUUGGAAAGGUUGUCUUGACGAUCGGCAGUUGAUGCCAGAUGGGGCAACCAGAUUGCGCCUCACAAACAAUCGUCGCUAUGUAGAAGUUUCUCCUGCUGGUGACCCAUCCACAUGGCUUUCACAAGCGUUGAGUGUUUUUCACAGCCACAACAUCUCACUGGAUGAGGACCUUUCUACUUACCAGCUUAUCUACCCUUACAUUAAGCUCGCAGGGAAGGUCCAGAAAUCGAAACGCAAACAACGACGCCGCCGACUGCAUGCACCCAUUUACUUGUUCCUCCUUCCUUCCCCUUUUUCCUGCCGGUUUGGCAGGCGUUUUUAUUCUUGGUCCCUUGAUCCAACUGGCCGAAUCCCGCUCUCAUUGGAUAUGUGCAAGUACUUGGGCCUUCCCUACAAGCUCUCGUCGAAGAUAUUGUAUUUUCUAACUUCAUGGUCUACCAAGACCUACAAAACAAUACAUAAUUAUCAAAUUGCAAGAGGAUUUGACCCUCGCACCACGGAUCUUGCACAAACUCUUAGGUAUCAAAUUCACGCAAUUGUGCCUCGCGAGAACCCCUUUCAAGAAGUCGAGGAGGGCGGAGUAUCUUCAUACACUUGCACCUCCCGAGAACCGCUUCCAGGAGGUCGAGGAAAGUGUCCUUUCCGAUUAUUUGACCUAUACUGACACGAGAUUUCGUAAACAGGACAGAACGAAAUCUCUGCCA
This is a messenger RNA of Marasmius oreades (fairy-ring Marasmius), 1204 nucleotides long. RefSeq lists its product as uncharacterized. The transcript is spliced from 6 exons. Bases 64 to 1164 code for a protein of 366 amino acids. Lineage: Eukaryota; Fungi; Basidiomycota; Agaricomycetes; Agaricales; Marasmiaceae. The record is from RefSeq and is a predicted model, not a curated record.